CGGAAAUACCAGGCUCCGCACGCCCGAUUUCGCGUUUCCUUUUCCGUCAUUAGUCAAAAAUCAAAGUAAAGACGAUUAUUCAGAUCAUCAAGACUGCAGACAAUCAUCUUACCAAAAACAACAUCCAAGGGGUCUCAGACAACAAGUAGCAAGAUGGCCGACUAGGGCGUGAUAGGGGCGGGGAUGGCGGUGGCAAUCGACGAACCGGUCAAUUUCGGUGAAGCAUGGGAAACUGCUCGUGCGGACAUCAGCAUCAUCCCCAUUGACGGCGAACUUCCAUCACCGCGGUUCGUAGAGUUUGCUCUAUGGGUUGCAUUCAUUCUGCAACAUCCUCCGGUGGAUGCAUAUGUCUACCGUGGUGGGGAUUACAUUCUCAAUGCGAGUUGGGUGGUCCAGAUUCUUCGGAACAACUGGUCCCAGCUGCACUACGGCGUCGGCAAUCGAAAGCGGAGCACCAUCGACAGCUUGCGCGAGUACGUGUCGAAUCCGCUCGGUCGACUGGUUGAGCUUGGACGUCUUGAGGAGACGGUGGUGAGGCUCUUGGGUACUACGGACACGACGCUCUGUACAAAGUGGCAUGGUCACUUCGGCCACUACCCUGCCUGCGCUGAAGUCGACAGUGGUAUCCAUCCCGAAGUGUUGCCCCUGACAGGUACGGUGCAGUGCACUAACAACUGUGGCAGGUCUCUCUGCUACUCUUGCGUGGGCCGAUCCGCUGCGGUCAAAGACCUCGAGUUUCCCCCUUGGCUCGCCACGGUCUAGAUCAAGGCGCAACCGUCAACUGCUGCCUCGAGUGUGCUGCAAGGACCCCUGGCAUUUGGGACCCCAAAAUGCAAAGCGUGGUUAACUGUCAGUGCCCGCUGAUCCCGAAAGAUAGCUGUAUCUGUUCGUGGUGCAGGAUCGAGUGGUGGGAGAAUUUGGGGAGGCUAAGGGCGGAGCAUGAACUGACAGCAGUCGAUAUCAACGGCCAGUUCGAGGUUCCGUGCCCGAGGUGUCA
Molecule: messenger RNA, 997 nt
Organism: Eremomyces bilateralis CBS 781.70
Lineage: Eukaryota; Fungi; Ascomycota; Dothideomycetes; Eremomycetales; Eremomycetaceae
Exons: 1
Coding region: 184-762 (192 amino acids)
Source: RefSeq, a predicted model, not a curated record